AGCUCAUCAUUUUAAGGUGGAACGGCGAAUUUAAAGAAUCCGCUAUUAAAACAAUAACUUGAGCCUCGUGAGGGGAGGAGGGAUCAGUCAGUCAUUCAGUCAGGUGAGAAGAGACCAGAGGAGGAAAGGAGACGGGUGUCUUCUCAUAUUAACUGCAGAAUUCCUCUCAGGGUUUAAUGACUCUGUGCCCAGGACCAUGUUGUCGUUUGAAGAAGCUAAAGUGAAAUUAGAGUCCGCGGGUCAGAGCCACGUCCUGCGGUUCUGGCCUGAACUUUCGGCUGAGGAAAGGGGCGCGUUUCUGGCCGAGCUGCUUCAGCUGGAGCCCGCAGAGCUGCAGAGACACUGCCGGAGCGCCGUCGAGGCCGCGAGCCGAACGGAGGAGCGGCUGUGUGGGCGCAUGGAGCCGGUGGAGCCCGAGUUCAUCGGCGGGGUGCGGAGAAGUGAUCCGGGCUCACUGCAGGAGUGGGAGGAGGAAGGUUUUUCACAGAUCGCCCAAAACAAAGUAGCUGUGCUGCUGUUAGCUGGAGGACAAGGAACCAGACUCGGCGUUCCGUAUCCUAAAGGAAUGUACAACGUAGGGCUACCGAGUGGCAAAACUUUGUAUCAGAUCCAAGCAGAGCGGAUUCGGAAGGUGCAAGAGCUGGCCAAAGAGAAAUGUGGUUCCAAGUGUACAGUACCUUGGUAUAUAAUGACCAGUGAGUUCACUCUGGAGCCCACAGAGAAGUUCUUCAAAGAGAACAACUAUUUUGACCUGGACCCUUCCAACGUGGUGAUGUUUGAGCAGAGGAUGAUCCCAGCUGUCAGCUUUGAUGGGAAGCUUAUUCUGGAAAAGAAGAAUAAGAUAGCCAUGGCUCCAGACGGGAACGGAGGCCUUUAUCGUGCCCUUGUAGACAACAAGGUCUUAGAUGAUAUGGAGAGAAGGGGGGUGCAGUAUCUUCAUGUCUACUGUGUUGAUAACAUUCUGGUUAAACUGGCUGAUCCACUGUUCAUUGGCUUCUGUGUAAAGAAAGGAGCUGACUGUGGUGCUAAGGUGGUAGAGAAGGCGUAUCCAUCCGAGCCUGUGGGUGUAGUAUGUCGUGUAGAUGGUGUGUACCAAGUGGUGGAAUACAGCGAACUGGAGCCUGAGAUAGCAGAGCAGCGCCACCCCGGGGGAGAACUCGUGUACAACGCUGGAAACAUCUGCAAUCACUUCUUCACCAGAGACUUCCUUUGGGAGGUGGCCCUGAAUUUUCAGGAGCAAUUGAAGCAACAUGUAGCCAUCAAGAAAGUACCAUUUGUGGAUGAAGAGGGUAAACCUGUGAAACCUACAAAACCGAAUGGAAUAAAAAUGGAGAAGUUUGUCUUUGACGUCUUCCAGUUUUCAAAAAAAUUCGUUGCCUUUGAGGUUCUGAGGGAGGACGAGUUCUCACCACUGAAAAAUGCAGAUGGCGCUCCAGUUGACACUCCGACCACAGUGAGGCGCUCUCUGUUGGCUCAGCACUAUCACUGGGCAUUGCAAGCCAAGGCCAUUUUCCUGGAUGAGCAUGGCAACCCCAUCACUUCAGAAUACAGGGCGGCUCAGGAUGGUGAUCCUCCAGCAGUGUGUGAAAUCUCUCCACUUGUGUCUUAUUUUGGAGAGGGCCUGGAGAAGCUGCUCAAACACAGGAACCUGAAAUCUCCUUUUCUGCUUGAUGACAACAAUGUGAAGAGUUUCAUAGAUUCAUAGUUUAGAUGCUUUUCUGAUCUUUUUAUAUUCAGUCAAAUGACUUUGGAAUAAGGGAACUGAAACAUAAAACACUGCCUAAACAAGAGAUAUAUAUUUUUUAUAUACUCUGUGUUUAUAUGCAUUAUUAUUAUUAUUAUUAUUAUUAUUAUUAUUAUUAUUAUUAUUAUUAUUAUUAUCAUAAGUUUGAGAAAUAUGCUUCAUAUAUCAGAGAAAUCAACUGAAAUCAAACCAGUCUGACUUUAAUAAAUGAUCUAUUAUGCAUCA
Molecule: messenger RNA, 1969 nt
Organism: Ictalurus punctatus (channel catfish)
Lineage: Eukaryota; Metazoa; Chordata; Actinopteri; Siluriformes; Ictaluridae
Gene: uap1l1
Product: UDP-N-acetylglucosamine pyrophosphorylase 1, like 1
Exons: 9
Coding region: 197-1705 (502 amino acids)
Biological process (GO): UDP-N-acetylglucosamine biosynthetic process
Molecular function (GO): UDP-N-acetylglucosamine diphosphorylase activity
Source: RefSeq, a predicted model, not a curated record